ACAACCUCAAACACUUAUUAACACCUGAAUAAUAUCACAGUUUAUUUUUUAGAAAUGUAAUUAUAUUGGAGGUCAAAUGGUUAGGCAGAAAGCUGAGGUUCCUUCCGAGUAUCACAUGCUUCAUCCCUGGGCCUUCAGAGAAUUAAAAUCAGGAUAAAAUCAAGUUUAGCAAUUUGUGAGCCAGGUAAAAUGUAUCAUGUCUCUAAAUUAAUUUAGAAACUAUCAAUUAAAGACAUGUUUAAAGAUACAUAAGUGUCAAAGAUGCUUUGGAAAAAUGUAUUCUCAAAAGUGCUAUGGGGAAACUACAUGGGGAGCUAAAGCAGUAAACAAAACAUCAAAUUCAUCUAAAUAUAUCUGAUCAAUAAUGAUACUUCUUGUUUUGAACUGGCAAUAUGAGCUGUGGAGUUGUCUGUUGAUUGACAGGUUUGUCAUAGUUUGAAUGUUUGCAUAAGCCACACCCCCUCAUAUAAAUAAAGCACAUUGAUUUCCUCAUCUUAAUUUCCUCAUUGGUUCUAGUCUGAUUCAGUACAGUGAUGGUUUAUAUAAUUUCAGCGCUGUUGAUCUGUGGCAUGGGUUUGCUUACAGUUGUCAAAUCAUCUCAGACAGCUAAUAUGUCAGCUCGACCAGGAGAUAAUGUUACUAUUUGGUGUCAACACACAGCAAAAACCGGAAAGUACAUACACUGGUUCAAGCAAACAAACAGUGCUGUACCUCUUAGCAUUGUAUACAUGAUGAUAACCUACCAGCUUAAGGAACUACAAAUAAAAUAUUUAAAUGGUUUUCAACCAGACCGUCUGGUGAUGUCUCUACACACCAAAAACACCUCCCUAAGGAUUAUAAAUGUGGAUAUUUCUGAUUCUGGUCUGUACUACUGUGGCUGGGACUCUAGGGUGAUCACAUUUGGUAAUGGAACACAUCUAGACAUUAAAGAUCACUUCAUUUAUUGUGCAGAGAGUGAAUGUGUUACACCACUGCAAAAUGAAACAGAAAUUUCAAAUAAAGAUCUCACGGAGAGCCCGAUUUCUACACGAGACUGUUCUGAAAACAUCUUUUAUAAACUGACUUUUAUUUUUGGUGUUAUUAUUGUUAUUCUCAUCAUCAUUCUGGUCUUAAUAGUCAUCAUUAAGAUACGGAACAGAAAAACACAGGGAAAAGACGCUGAUCGCCAUGUCACACAGCAUCAUGAGGAGCCUCAUUCAACGUUGUAUGCUGCUCUACAGUUCUCCAAACAGAAAACCAGAAGAGCAGCCAGACAUGCUGAGGAUAUAGAUGUUGUGUAUUCUGCUACUAGAUAGUCUAAAAAUGACACAUGGUCAAAUACUGUAGCAUACUGUUAUGUUUACAAGCUAUAUUUUCAUCAAGACUCUUAAUAUUUAUACGCUAUUGCUUAUGCCAUAAAUUUAAAGUGUAUGUGGGCUUUGCAAUGUGUAGUAUUUUUGAUGCUAUUAAAAUUAUGAAACAAUGUUCUAAUUUGAAUGUAAUUUAGAUCUGUUUAUAUAUGUAUCAUGAAGAUAAAACUAGGCCCUUACAGAAGAGGCAGGGGUUGUGAAUGAUAUCAUUUCCUAUACAGACCCUGACAGGAAGAAGCUGCUCAGUGUAGAAUGAGACGUGCUGAGGGGAACUUCAGCGGACCAGAUUACAAAGCUGAAAAUAUACACUUCAAAACAUAAAUUGUUAUAGUUAUAUCUUUCACAACAAUUUGUGAGCAGCAACAGUUUAUUGAUGAACAUUUUUAUAAUAUUGCUCAUGACAAUUAGCAGAACAUGCUUUUAAAACAAAACAUUGUGUGAUGUGUGUAGACCACUGAUCUAUAUAAAUGACAUUUAAAAAUGACAAGUAAAAAAAAAAAUUAAAAAAAA
Molecule: messenger RNA, 1859 nt
Organism: Ctenopharyngodon idella (grass carp)
Lineage: Eukaryota; Metazoa; Chordata; Actinopteri; Cypriniformes; Xenocyprididae
Exons: 6
Coding region: 534-1295 (253 amino acids)
Biological process (GO): response to bacterium
Source: RefSeq, a predicted model, not a curated record